AUAUUAAUAAACACGAGGAAAAGGGUGGAGGUAUGAAGUACGAAGAAGACCAUCGCAGUCUCGAUGAUGACAAGGGUGAACAGGGUUACAAAGUAUUCGACGAGUUCGACAAGGGCGAGAAGGGACACCACGAUAAGGAAAAUCAUAAGAAGAGCUACGCCGAGAAGGAAGGCGAGGAGGAGACGAAGCACGAGGAGGCGGACCAUUACGACGAGAGCCACCGCGGCGAGGACGGUGAAAAGGCUGCGAAAUUUGACGAGGAAGGGAAACAUCAAAAGGGGUACAGUACCAAAGGCGAGCACAGUGUGUUCAAAAAGGACGAGUACGAGAAGAAACACGAUUUCUACGAUGAGUACCACGAAGACGGGGAGCACGAGAAACACGGCGGUUAUCACCACGAGCACGAGGGCAAGAAGGGUGGACACGAGAAGAAGGGACACACCGACUCUGCUCGCCGCGAGCAUCAUCACGGUAAGAAGAAGAAGCAGGAGGAGGGUCAUCAUCAUCGUAAGCAAAAGGGUCGCAAGCUCGACGAAGGUCACGAUAGUCACCAUCGACACGACAAGAAAUAUGGAAAUAAAGGUGGACACGAGUCAGGGAAGAAAUGGAUUACCAGUAGCGGUCACUAA
Molecule: messenger RNA, 629 nt
Organism: Ceratina calcarata
Lineage: Eukaryota; Metazoa; Arthropoda; Insecta; Hymenoptera; Apidae
Product: putative eggshell protein
Exons: 4
Source: RefSeq, a predicted model, not a curated record